AUUGUACUAUCAAAAAUCAGUCCUUGUAAUAGAAAAAAGCAAUUAUAUUGCGUGGAUAUUGCUCGUUCAAAAUGACUUCCGUCGUGAGGGCUGGACACUUGGCUCCAUAUUUCAAAGCAUCAGCUCCAGUAGUAUCUAACGGGCUCAAAUUAGUGGCGGCGGUGCCAACACCCGUCGAUAAGUUGGUAGCUAGUCCUCUGCCGAUCACAUCGACUGUUCAGUCUCUACACGGUGCUUUGCCUGUUCAAGGGUUAAAGCCAAAAUGUAGCACACGUGCUCCUUUCCAAGUGCGAUUUGCGCACAGUGAUAUUGCAGUGCCUGAUUUCUCGGCGUAUCGCCGUAAAGAGACCCAAGACCCCAGGACAAAAGCUGAGGAAAAUGUUGAUCAGCGCCAAUCCUUCACUUACCUUAUUGCUGGAGUGGGCAGCAUGGCAGGAGCAUAUGCUGCUAAGUCGGUUGUCACACAGUUUGUCUCUUCCAUGUCUGCUGCUGCUGAUGUGUUAGCUUUAGCUAAGAUUGAGAUCAACCUGGCUGAGAUUCCAGAGGGUAAAUCUGUCACCUUCAAGUGGAGAGGCAAACCACUGUUCAUCAGACACAGGACAGCAGACGAGAUCGCCACAGAGAAGGCCGUGCCCAUAGAGACCCUGCGCGACCCCCAGUCGGACGAGCAGCGCACGCAGGACCCCAAGUGGCUGGUCAUCAUCGGCGUGUGCACGCACCUGGGCUGCGUGCCCGUCGCCAACGCGGGCGACUUCGGCGGCUACUACUGCCCCUGCCACGGGUCACAUUACGACGCGUCCGGACGUAUUAGGAAAGGCCCCGCCCCCCUCAAUCUCGAGGUCCCGCCCCAUGUCUUCAACGAGGGCCUCCUCAUCGUCGGUUAGGUGUUAAUACGAUUAUUUAUUAAGCAUCAACGUUUAACUUAUAGUGAUCAUUAAAUAAAUGUGAUUCGACAUUGUU
Molecule: messenger RNA, 960 nt
Organism: Diatraea saccharalis (sugarcane borer)
Lineage: Eukaryota; Metazoa; Arthropoda; Insecta; Lepidoptera; Crambidae
Source: the annotation of a GenBank genome assembly